This is a messenger RNA of Pimephales promelas (fathead minnow), 1563 nucleotides long. RefSeq names its product CMP-N-acetylneuraminate-beta-galactosamide-alpha-2,3-sialyltransferase 1. Gene Ontology annotation, biological process: sialylation. Lineage: Eukaryota; Metazoa; Chordata; Actinopteri; Cypriniformes; Leuciscidae. Gene Ontology annotation, molecular function: beta-galactoside (CMP) alpha-2,3-sialyltransferase activity. Gene Ontology annotation, cellular component: membrane. The record is from RefSeq and is a predicted model, not a curated record.
GAGAUAUAUCCAGCUGCAGACCCGCAGCACCACCAGUUUCAGAACCCCAGUUUCAGAACCCAGCGCGCCAGAACCGGAAGGAUACUAUAGAUCGACAGAGUCUUACCUGAGGCAUUUCUCUAGUAAUGCGCCUCAAAUAACGCAGGAUUUGAAAAAGAAAAAACACCACGCUGAGAAGUCUGAAAUACAUUACCAAAGUAGGUCUAUUAUAUUUCUGUUUGAAGUAACCUGUAACAACACUGAUGACCAUGCGACUGAAACGUGUCUUCAAAAUCACCGCACUCCUGAGCUCUACGACCAUCUUGUUAUUCCUGUACUUUCAAAACGCAGCAGUGGUUUUGAUAAACAAUUCUUACAGUUUUGUCUUCGAGCGAGCUCAGCGCACAUCCCAUAUCUGUUUGGAAGACAGCGGAAAUAGUAGCUGGUUCAAUGAACGUUACAAACCCACUGUUCCACUUCUGCUCAAUAGCACCAACAGUGUAUUACAAAGAAACAUCUUCAGCUGGUGGAAGGAGCUUCAAGAUGUACGAAGUGCAUCAAACUACACAAAGGUGGUGGACCAGCUGUUUUCUCUAUUCCCCAAUGAAGAUCACUACUCAGACGCUGGUCCAGAUCGCUGCCGAACCUGUGCUGUGGUGGGAAACUCUGGGAACAUCCUGGGAUCCAACUAUGGUCAACUGAUAGACAGCCAUGACUUAGUCAUAAGGAUAAAUAAAGGCCCAACAGAAGAUUAUGAGAAGGAUGUGGGAAACAAGACCACUCACCGGAUUAUGUAUCCCGAGAGCGCUGUGGACUUGGAUGACAACACCUAUCUGGUGCUUCUGCCCGUUAAAGUUCUGGACAUGCAGUGGCUUAUCAGCGCUUUUACCACUAGACACAUCAGACAUACAUACACCAACGUUCCAUCUUCAAUCAAAGCAAAUAAGGACAAGGUGAUGAUUCUGCACCCUGAAUUCAUAAAAUACGUGCACGAUAACUGGGCAGAAGGUCAUGGCAGAUAUCCAUCCACUGGUUUCUUAACGCUGAUAUUCGCUCUUCACAUCUGUGACAAGGUGGAUGUUUUCGGGUUUGGAGCUAAUAGUGACAGAAAAUGGCAUCAUUAUUUCGAUAAAACAAUGACUUCAUUUGAAAAUGACUCUCAUGGUGGAGACUUUGAAAACAAGACAAUCAAUCAGCUCCAUCAGGAGAACAAGAUUUUGAUGUACAAGGGUUUGAAGUAGGUUCUUGGGGAAAAACUACCUUUGUACUGCACUUUAUUGUGUUGCAAUGGUGCAGCAGAGACUUUCAGAUUCAUCCCGAGUGGUGCAAGACAUCAACAAGAGUUUAAAAUGUUCUCCACUAGCAGUACUACCUGAAUCUGUUGCAUUAGCGGAUUAAUUUUUCAGUCGCGCGUUAUAAGUGCCUAUUCAUUUAAUGUAAUUGUUUUUUGUGUGUGUAAGUACAUCCUUAAAGGGAUACUUAGGGAAUUAGCAUUGAAGGACAACUCCGGCGCAAAAUGAACCUUUGGUCUAAUUACAUAUUGUUACCUUGUCAACCGUUAUCCGAGAUUUGUUUUCAUGAUUG